Molecule: messenger RNA, 6726 nt
Organism: Chironomus riparius
Lineage: Eukaryota; Metazoa; Arthropoda; Insecta; Diptera; Chironomidae
Source: the annotation of a GenBank genome assembly
AUUUCGUCCUGAAAGGUCCUGUAAAAAAAUCAUAAUCGCGUAACAGACAGGUUGUCUAAAAAUGUGAAUGCUUUUUUAUGUGAAUUAAAGUUAUAAAAGUGCAUCAGAAUCAUAGAAAAUAAAAAGCGACUAAUUGAAAACUUACUAAAUGAAUGGAAGAUUUCUAUGCUGAAAUGAAUUUAAAUAUACAAAAACAGAAGAAGAAUUAAUUCAAGCAUCUAACAGUCUGAAUGAGAAUGGAAUAUAAAUUUGUUUACGAAUCGUGAGCCCACAGAGAGUUCGCUGUGUUUGAUGCAUACAAUUAAAAUUUCAAUCACAUACUAACCAAAAUAAACAGUAGAAUGAUUACAAAUGACAAUCACAAAUUAGUUGAUAAUCAAUCAAGUUUAAAUAAUAAUUGCACAUCCAGUACUAACACAGUAGUUGCUAAUUAUUGUGAGAAUAUGAGUUUAAAAAUUAGUGAAUUCAUUGCUUCAUCCAGGCAUGGUUAUGUUAAAGAGCCACCUCCUGCUUCCAUUACAUCUGCUGCUGCUGUAUUAAGCUAUAGUGAAGAUAGAAUCAAUAACAAUUUUGCUGUGUCCAAAACAUCACACGGUGUGGAUAGUAUGUCGCACAAAAAUUUCACAUUGUCCUUUGAUCAACACCUAAAUUCAAAUACAUCAACUGUAGCAUCAUCAUCAUCAUCGACAUCUCAAAUGUUAUUGAGCGACAGUGAGACUCUUUUGAGUCCCGCUGAAGCGCCAUUUGGUAGACGCUAUGCUGAAAUAUCACAAUUUAAAAAUCAUCCCAAUGUAGAAUGGUCGAUUGAAGACAACAAUAAUAGCCAAGAGCCACAAGAUCAACAUACACCUGAAAGUUUUUAUGAUGAGGCUGACAACGAUAACAUUAAAGCAGACGAGUUAGCAAUGGACAUAAAUAAAGAAAAAUCAGAUGAUGAGGAACUGCUUUUAUCGAAAGAAUUUUUAGAAUCGGCAGCAGAAGAAGAAAGCAGUUCAGAUGGAGGUGUUUUAGCUGAAGGCGAAACAUCUAGUAGUGAAUCGGAGAGAUCCAGUUCUCCAAGUCCACAAUGUGAUAUAAGUUUAAUGGAAAGAUUAUUACGAACUCAUCCCGUUUGGUUUCUGCCUUCUUUACAACGUGGAGGAAGUGUCCAUUUAUUGCAAGGAAAAGAGAUUGGCACGUUCAUUGUACGUGGCUCAAGUCAGAAAAAUACAAUGGCAAUAUCAGUGAGAUUACCAAAGGAUGCUGGUCCAUAUAUAGAACAUUAUCUAAUUCAAUCCAAUAAUGGUUUAUUAAAUCUUGAAUCAUCGCGUUUUAAAUUUGAUUCAAUUCCUGCACUCGUUGCUCACUACUCGAAUUGUUGUGAUGAAUUACCCGUACAGCUAUCACUUCCGAGAGGUUUGCGUGAAGCAAAGAAUCGGCAACGUCUCAUGUCUUUAGCAUUAUUAGGACCAGAAUUUUGGAGAUGUCCAGUAGCAUCACCCGUUCAAGAAGAUGAGACUUCCUUAAAUAGUCAGAUUAAGUCACCGACUGAUACAAGUGGCAUAUGUACAAUGGCAGAAUUCAGCUCAAUGAAGCAACAAAAGAACAGUAUUUUCACAAAAAAUAAACUUAAUUUCAAACAUAACAAUAACAAUAAUCAGCAAAUGGUUGAUACACCAUCCGAUACAGCUAGUCUCGGUAGUUUUCCAGCUAGUGGCGGUGCAUCAACAAUAUUGAGUCCUCAAUCAGCUGAUAAUGUCUUUAUUGCAAGUCCGAGUUCAGAUUUUUGCAAUUUAAAAAGCAAUAGCAAUUCGAUCAACAAUCUAAACAGUCCCUCGGGCAUUAUUGGAAAAACGAGCACGUUUAAAGCUCAAACAUUCUCAAUGACUUCUUCCACUUCACAGCAACAACUGCCACAACAACAAAAGUUACUUCAAAACCGUACAGUCGAUACAAAUGCAGAUUUUCAACACCAUGUUCUACCGAAUGAUGCUAUAAACAAAAGGGACGACAAUCACAUUGAAGAAUUUGUUCAACGUACUCGACCCACACCUCCAAAUACAUUAAAUUUAGCGAUUGCUGGCAGAGCACCAGUACCACCAAAGAGAUGGCUUAAACCAUGUACUCCAACAAGUCCAUUUAUUGAGCAAAAUACAUUACAGACGAAUAAUAAUUUUACAGUAACUACUACCUUUACGUUUAAUGUAGCAAAGCAAAAAAGUCAACAUAAACAGCCACAGCAACAUCACACGUCUGAAAUUGAAAUUCCACCGCGAAAUAUAAUUUAUCUUGAUCCGAAACAGGUUCCAAUUAUAUCAGAGCGUCUGUCACCGGAAGGUGGUGAAAGUAAGACAAACAGUGAUUCAAGUUUACAAAAAUGGGAAACGAAUAAGUCAUCAUCGAUAAAUCCAUUUAAAACCAAUGAAAGUAUCCGCAGUAAGAGACAAAGUAGCAGGCGGAAGGAGUCAAAACAUUAUCAAGAGUCAGAUAUUUUGGAAUCGCCUUCUGUAUACAUGGAAUAUUGUCGUAGCAAUUUAGGUGAUAAAAUUAGUGAUUAUGAGGAUUUAUGGACACAAGAGAACAAUUCACGCUCGAGUCUACAUAUUGCAGUCGACCAAAAUAACCAAAACAAUAUUGUCAACAAUAAUACAUCAAAAGAAUGUGAAAUAUCAACGCCAAUGGUGAUAUCUCCACCCCAACAAUUUACACCGACUUCAUCUAUAACACCAGCAUUAAUUGGAAGUGAAAUUGCCAUAACAACAAAUAGCUCAACUCCACUACAGCCAAAAAUCCCAACACUUUUUGAUAGCAAUAAAAAGAGUCCAUUUUAUUCAGAUCCAGUUGAUGCUGUGGCACCCGUAUUUCCUCAAAUUGUAAGACGAGAACCGAAAUUAAAUCCACUACCAAGUUUUCAUAGAUAUUCGGAACCACCAAAGGGACAAUUUGAAGAUUUAAAUUUCCAUAUAUCAUCAUCCCCUAUGACACAUGAGAAGGGUAUUCAACAACAAUCGUUUAUUGCCGCAUCAUUAGACCAUUUGAAAUCAAUAAAUAAGUCCGUAAAUAAUCAGAAUCAUCGUCAUCGUUUAGAGCCAACAUGGACAGUCGAUAGCAGUUGGGAGUUUGUUGACAAAAAUGAUGAGUCAUCGGAAAAUGGCUCGACAAGAAAUUUGAGACAAAUAACGCCUCAAAAUACUUUACAUUAUCAAAAUACCAAUAACAAGCAUCUACAGCAUCAAAAAUUCAACACAAUUGAACGUAAUGCUCAAUGUUCAAUAACCGUUGAUUCAUACUUAAUGAACAGUAAAAAAUCUAAUAUCUAUAAAUUGGUUGCGAAAAAAUACCCUGAUAUUAAUCUGAAGGGUGGCAUGACAACGACUCAAUCAAAUAUUCCAUCGACUUGGCAAACGUUUGAAAGCGAUGGAAGCAACAAGUUUCAGAGAUUAUCUUCUUAUGAUAAUGUAAUCGAGCAGCAGUCAAUUUAUGGCGGGUCAGAAGAUGGAACUUUAUUCUCUGAACCAUGGGACAGUUCACAAUGGGAUUCAUUCUUUCCAACGACAGAGGAUUCAAGCACAAUUCAUUUGUCAAAAUGUCGACCAGCAAUUUCUGAGGACGAAACAAUUAUCGAAGAUUCUAGUGCCAUUUCAAAGAGCAAUGCCAAUACAAUACAGCGAAAUCCACUUCUUCAAUCACAGAAAAUCGCGACUGUCUUAAGACAUCGAAGUGGAUGCUUUAAAGACCGAGAAAUUUUAAAGCAUCCAAGAAACAAAACUGAACAAAAUGAUCCAGCUCAAGCAAUCGAAGCAUAUACAUUGGCACUCGCACAGGAUGAGACAUCGAUAUUUGGACAAAACAUUCACAACUUUAUUUCAUGUACACGCGAAUCAAAAGAGAAAAUUCCACAAAAAGUUAUGCGAAAUAUGCGACAAUUCAUGAAUGGAAUGAAGAACUUCCUUGCUAAGCAUGGUGAAAAGAGAUUUGAUGAAGAGGUUGAUAAUGCACGACUAGCAUUAAAUAGAGAUGAGUUUUUGAAUCUCGAUCAGAUACUGGAAGGUGUAAUGCAUCAGCUAGUCGUUGCACCAUUACGAGAUUAUUUAAAUGAAUUAUUUGUGGAUUAUUAUGGAGCUAGUGGUGAUAUUCAAUUGAUAAUCGACAAUAUGCUGCAUGCUCAAAACAAAGAUCCAUUUAUAUUUGGCGUUAGAAAAAGCAUCAAGCCUCCACCACAGCAUGUAAUAAAUCGCAUAGCAAUGAUGUUUGCUAAACUACACGAAGCUGAAUUGCCAUCUGAAAAAUUGGAUUUACUGCUCAACACAAUUACCGUCAUCCUUGAAAAUACAAUUGAUACAGAAACUGAUCUUAAGGACGGAACACAUCUCCUAUGUGAUGAUUUUUUGCCACUAUUUGUCUACGUCAUGUGCAAAUGUGGCUUUCACUUUGCAGAAGUUGAGGCUGAAUAUAUGUGGGGAUUAAUGCAUCCAACACAAAUGUCAGGACAGCCUGGAUAUUAUGUGACUUCAUUAUGUAGUGCUGCACUCAUCGUUAAAGACAUGAAAUCAAAGAUAGAUCAAGAGAAUGCAGAUGGUGGAGUUGUUUCUUCAAAUAUUCCGCUUGAAUGCUCAGUACUUCGAAUCAUUAUACCGGAUGAAUACAAUGGAUCUAUUCAAACGAAAACGAUUCCAGUUCGUCCUCAUACUACAACGAGAGAUGUCUGUCGAAUUAUUGCACACAAGAGCCAAAUAACGAAUCCAAUGGAUUACGGCCUAUUUAAGUUGAUAGAUGGAGAAGAAACAUUAUUGAUGGAUAAUGACUGCCCUCAAGAGAUUCGAUUGGCAUCAGCUGGCAAACAUUGCAUGCUUGCUUAUAAGCGUUUCGAUGCUAAAAUCGCGUGGCCCAGGCAGUAAUUAAAAAUGCAUUAAAAUGCCUAAUCUAUCUACACAAUCAGGAAGAAAUAGAAACUGGAAUUUUUAUAGCUAUCAAGGAUGAUUUUUUGUUUUGUACAUGUAAUUUUUUUUUUUGUUGAGAAGGAAUUUUUACCAAAAGAAAAGAUGUAUCCACAAAAUUGCAAAUUACUAAAGCUGUAAAGAACGUUUAUUGUGGAUUGAACAGAAAGAAAAACUUUCUAACCAUCCUUAUCUGAUCUUCAUCGUUCUCUAUUUUAUCUACUCGCAAUUCUGUGGGAUAAACAUGCUUCUUAAUGCUCACUUUGUCAUAAAUUGUUUAAAAUUUAACGAAUUUUUUGAAUUUUGAAAUAAAGUUGUUCAGUAAACUCUUGAGUUCAUUUCAGUUCAGUUCAACUUUUAACAUUUUAAUUUUAAAUAAAUAUAAUCCGUUAACAUUUUAAUUAUUCAUUUACUGAUAUAAAUGCGCUGUAGACAAAUAAUUUUUGAUACUUCUGAGCACUUUUUGUUGCUUAUUUACUUACGUACUCCUCUUUAUUCUUGAGAAGUAUCCCUUUUUUGUCGGGGAAACAUUAAAAGCAACAUAAUUUGACCACACAUUCUUGCGAUGAUUAGAGAACAUCCACAGUAAAUAUUAAGGAACCUUUUUUUAUUUAUUUUGGAUGUUUUGUCUCCUAUCCCCCACACUUUAUCGAUUCUAUUUUUUAUUUAUUAGAUACAUAUAGAUAUAGAAUAGAAGAACCCACAAGACAAUGAGAAUAGCGUUAAGAAACGAGAAUAGAAACAUAAAGAACUGCCAAAUUUUAGUAAGGAGAGUAUAAAAACAUAAAAUUUAAUAGAAUAAAAACAGUAUUUUUUCUUCAUUGUACACACACUUACGCAUGGAAAAUAUGAGAAAGAAGAAAGGAAAUUUAAUAAGAUGAAGAGGAAAAGAAAGAAAAAAAUUGUAUUUUGUAGCGCAACUUUUUAUGGAACCAAAAAAGAAAAAGAAAAAAAAUGAGAAAGAAAAGCAUUUAAAGUGAAUAAGGAUGGAAAAUCCCCAGGAUUUUUUUAUUACGGUAUAUUAUUAAAUAUUUAUAUAAAUUAUACGAAAAAAAAGAUAUACAUCUCCUCAAAUAUACACAAGCAAAUAGAAAUAGAUAGAUUUUCUAACUCCAACUACCCAUCAUUCACAUAUUAUUAUUAAAUAAACAAGAGGAAGAAAAUCAAGACAUCAAAUAGACAUGCAAUCAUUUAAGAACGUAUAUUAACAUAUAUUAUACAUUUAUUACAUUAUAUUUAGACUUAUAGUAAAACUUUUGGUACUAUUUUUGCGAUUGAUACAUAAUAAGCCACAAUUGUACCAUGGCUAAUCAAUUAAUUUCAAUUUUCAAAAAAUAAAAAUCAAUUUGUUUUAAUUCAUUCAUUAAACAUUUUCACACUUAAGACAUUGAAUUUAAAUGAGUGCCGUGUCCAAAGCUAGUUCCCAAGGGGUAUCAACUUUUAAACUAAGGGUAUUGAUGAAGAAAUCUAAAAAAAAUUUGAUUUGAAUAAUUGGAAGAUCUUUGGAACUUUUUGACACGGAAAAAGAGUUUUAUGAAUGAAUUAACCGACUACAAUUUUUUAAUUGUUUAGAAUAUGCUGUGAUUAACAAUUUUAUUUUUUAUCUGUUCGAUUUUAGUCCAUGUUUUUAUUUUUAUUUUAUUUUAUGUUUGGGAACAUUUUGUUUUAUUUUUAACACCAUAAGUAUAUAUGUAGAUUUAUGAACUUACUAUGAAUUUAUAGAGUUUAAAAACUAAUUUACUUAAAUUUAAUGGGCAAGGUUUUGGUAUUCUGAUGAAUUUGACUUAAAUUCAAUUAUUGUCAGUCAAUU